AUGUAUGCGCUCCCAUCGAGGGAUAUUGUUGUCACGGGACUCAAGCUCCCUCCUAACAUCCGCAUCCUCAUACUCUUCGGCCUCCCAAUUCAAUCACAAUACGAAUCGAACUUCGAAUCACAAUCAGCUACCGACAUAAACUCGGACGAUAUAUCGCCUGACACUGAUUCUGACUCGGAUGAUUCUGCUUCUGACAAUGAUUCUGACAGCGGCGCACCCCUAUCCAUGCAAAUCAAUGCAGCGAACUCGGGUCCCCAACCCUCUGCCACCGAUUCCAACUCCGACUCCGAUGCCAAUGAUAUUGCCAAUGCCAGUGAUGAUUCUGACUCGGACUCAGCAUCAGAAGACACUCACGCCCCUACCGACGAAAACUCAGAUGCCCUUGCAGUCUCUGACUAUGAACCCACAGCCAUGGUUGCAGGUCUAGAAACUGCAGUAGCGUCGGGAAUACCCUUUGUGGUGGCGAUGGAUGAGGAAGGUCAGGGCCUGGCUGGUCUUGGGGCAGUUGCGAUUUCAACGCUGGUGGUCUCUUCUUCUUCUUUAUCUGGAGGGGUGUUGGGGGCGGGAGUGCAGAGUAGUAUGGCUGCUAUGGAUGUGGAUGUGGAUAGUGGUGCUAAUGGAAAUGCAAAUAAGGAUUUCUCAACUUCAACAGCUGUGCAGUCACAAUCUAUUACUGAGGGGUUUAUUGCUAGUGUGCCGACUGGGGGGAUGAAUGAGAGUUUCACUGGUGGUGCUUUACCGGGUGCGAGGGGAGGGAGAUUGGGUUUGGAGGGAGGGAUGAGUGGCGGUUGGUUGAUUUGGGGAGUGCUUUUUGUGGUUUGGUUUGUAUUGUGA
Messenger RNA from Sclerotinia borealis F-4128, 834 nucleotides. The record is from the annotation of a GenBank genome assembly. NCBI's taxonomy places the organism in Eukaryota, Fungi, Ascomycota, Leotiomycetes, Helotiales, Sclerotiniaceae.